Polistes canadensis is the source of this 4115-nucleotide messenger RNA. RefSeq names its product whirlin (gene dysc). The transcript is spliced from 15 exons. Bases 515 to 3478 code for a protein of 987 amino acids. Gene Ontology annotation, molecular function: protein binding. The record is from RefSeq and is a predicted model, not a curated record. Gene Ontology annotation, cellular component: cilium; stereocilia ankle link complex; stereocilium tip. Lineage: Eukaryota; Metazoa; Arthropoda; Insecta; Hymenoptera; Vespidae.
CGAUUGAACCGGUGAACUCGAGGAUAUGCAACCCCCGGCUGAGGCCUCGGCCUCGCUGACAGUGGCGGCAGUCGCGAACAGUCGCGAGCUCGGUGCCGAACUGGGGCGAUGUUGCUUGUCAUUCGUUUACGCGAUCAACACGAAUUUUCGCCAUUGCUGGUGCCGUCGGUAAAGUUAAUAAUCAUCAAACGUAUUUAUAUUUUCUAAUUACAUUCGUAUCAAUCUUUUAUCGUCCUAUUAAUAUAUAACAUUAUUAGUAUUAUUAUUAUUCGUAUUAUUCGUAUUCGUAUUCUAUUAGUUCUCUAGUGAACAUAUUUUUUCUUUCGUCUCAAUUAAAUCAUUAUCAUUACAAAUAUUUGGUCAUUAUUAUUAUUACUACGGGACGCCAUAGCGAUCGGUUCGCUAACUUCGACUAUUACGCGACGACGAUACCCACCUCGAUAUCACACGUGAGCAAGACGACAUUCUUCUACGAACGAGAUGAUAGACGUCUGACCGUUCGGAGGUGUAAGGAAUGGCCAGCAGUACGGAGGACUACGGCUCGGAAUUGCAGGAGUUGCAAUGGGGUGGUGGUAGCGGUUCUCAUUUUUUACGGAGUAAUUCUCACUUCUUGAGAAGCGGUAGCGGAGGUUGUUACGAAGCUGAGGAUCUCGAACCAAGUAGCAGGCACCAUGCCGGUCAACACAGAGGAUAUUACAGCCCGCCUGGCACCAGUUACACCAUUGUCGAGAGACCUCCCAGUGCUCCUCACCAUCACUCCUCUCAUACGACACCUUACAGGCAUCGAACUCAUGCCACUUCCGGCACAGGUGCUAUUUCACCGGAACAAGUACUCAGGUUAUUCGGUAAUGGCGUACCGGCUGAGAGACGUCAAGGUGAACGAAGGACACCUGCCUCGAGUCCAGCCAGUGUGGCCAACGUGAGGAGUACGAGUUCGUCUCAACAGGGCCAUCAAUCUACUCAUCAACAGCAACAAUCUCAACAACAAUCACAACAGCAGCAGCAGCAACAGCAACAACAACAACAACAACAAUGUCAGCAACAACAAUCGCAACAACAAUCGCAACAACAACAACAAUCUCAACAAAUAGUAGGUUCGAAUCCACCAACUUCACCUGGAUCUCAACCACUGAGUCUACAGGAGCUCACCGUAAGGACAAUCACCAUGACGAGAGAUCCACCUGACUCUCAUCAUGGAUUUGGAAUCUGCGUGAAGGGUGGCAAGGACGCAGGUGAGAUCCGAAGUACCUUCAAGCUACCUCCGUCGCCGUACUUCGUGCCUCGAGAACGAGGAGUGGGUGUUUAUAUUUCGAGAGUGGAAGAAGGUUCAGUGGCUGAACGAGCUGGACUCAGGCCAGGGGACACCAUUUUAGAGGUGAAUGGCACACCCUUUCAUGCGGUGACCCACGAGGAGGCCCUCAAAAUGCUGAAAUCCUGUAGGACUUUGAGUAUGACAGUACGCGGACCAGCAUUAGAUCCUCGUUGUAGAGUUGGUCAUCCUGUUUGGCCAUCUUCGGGUCGUCAACAAUCUUGCAGUUGGAUGGACCGUCAAGGAAGACCAGCCUCACCACCACCAUUUUUUUCCUCUCGAGAUUCCAGAUAUGGACCACGAACGCGAAAGGUCGAACUUUGCAUCGAACCAGGACAAUCCCUUGGUCUUAUGAUCAGAGGUGGUCUUGAAUAUGGCCUUGGAAUAUAUGUCACUGGAGUAGACAAGGACAGUGUUGCCGAUCGUGCUGGACUUUUGGUCGGUGAUCAAAUCAUAGAAGUUAAUGGACAAAAUUUCGAGGAAGCAACGCACGACGAAGCUGUACAAAUUUUGAAAACGAACAAGAAAAUGAACUUAUUGAUACGUGACGUAGGAAAGGUACCUCAUUCUUGUACGACCAGUCAACCAAUCGUCAUGCCUACUUCGAGAUAUUCUGAUCACGAUCCUCUUAUUCUCGAAAGUCCUGGAAAUCAUCGGCCACCUAGUCCUGCUAGCACGAACGAUUGGAGACAUCGGGGAGGAAUUCAGGUUUCUGCAGCAACGGCAGCCAUGGUUGAGGAAAAAGCAAGGGUCGUUCUAGCUAGAAGCGAAAGGGCUGCUUUGUCACAUAUUUUGGCAGAUUAUAGAACGCGAAGAUUAACGGUAGAGGAAUUGGUCGCGAAUCUUGCCGAUCUUUUGAAUACUCAUGAAAAAUUGACCCUUCUUACUGAACUAAGAGAACUCGUUGAUAGCAAGGAUAGAGCUACUUUCGAUGAUUUAGUUUACAGACCACGCGUCGCAAUGGCUAGGAGAAAAGGAGACCGCGCUCAUUCGGAUCUAAUCGUAACACCGUCUCUUCAUGAUCUUCCGAGGGGUGUACCCAGUGGUUGUUGCCGUCCGGGACGACUGGUGGACGUCGAGGGAGAUCCCCUGGGAGUGACAGGACCUCUCCUGCCACGGGAUAAUCAAGAGUAUAGGUCACCGAGCGAGGACAGCGGUCUCGGGGCUGAUAUGCCCAGGACCAGAGUGUCCUGCAGGAGGGCUCAACAACAUCAGGUGACUACCUCUGACCUCGCCCUCUCCAACGACGACGAGUGUGAUAAUCAGGAUUACGAGGACGAUAUUGACAGCGGACGAGGACGAAGACACAGCUCGCCUGGAGGAUCACGAGGAAAUCCACGAGAUUACGGUCAUCAUCAUCUUCAUCCGGAUAAUUUGGAAAGCGACGGAGGAUGCGAUGAUAGCGACGCUGAGAUGAUCGGUAAUGGGAGGCGUGGAGGAGGAGGAGGAGGAGGUGGAAGGGAAGGAGGAGGUGGAGGAGGAGAAAGGGAACGCGAUGUGGAGGAGGAUGAGGAAGAAGGAAGGGAAGAGAGGAGCUCGGAUGGUGGAGGUGGUGGAGGUUUCGGUGGUUGGAGGUCCCAUUUGCUUGGUGGGCUGACGCAGCGUGUGAAAUCCUGGUACUGGGGCGCCAGGCCCCUCGAACUCGCGCACAAACUCUCGCGAAGCUUCGAUAUGCAAGAUGGACAAUUACUCGAGGAGGGUGGUUCCGGUGGAGGUUCAAUUACCGGAAGUGGAGGACCAGGUGGACCACCUAGAAGACAUCACAGUGCUCAAAGAUUAACUAGAAGCGAGAUGUCCGAUAGAAGAGACGAAGAUGGUGCUUUAGUUGUACCGGAUCAUCAAGGAAAUCUUAGGAUCACUGUAAAAAAAACUAAAUCGAUUUUGGGUAUUGCAAUUGAGGGUGGUGCUAACACUAAACAUCCUUUGCCGAGGAUCAUAAAUAUUCACGAUAACGGAGCUGCUUACGAAGCUGGUGGUCUGGAAGUCGGUCAGCUUAUUCUCGAGGUUGAUGGUCACAAAGUAGAAGGACUACAUCAUCAAGAAGUAGCCAGAUUGAUAGCAGAAUCAUUCGCACGACGUGAUAGAAACGAAAUCGAAUUUUUGGUAGUAGAAGCAAAGAAGAGUAACCUCGAACCAAAACCAACGGCAUUAAUUUUCCUGGAGGCGUAGCAGGAGUCCCCCACCUCCGAGCCGGAACCGCCGUAGUAAGAGGUUAUUACUCGACGAUAUCGAAAAUCGGCCGGAAAGAGAAUCGAAUUUUAACGAAGAUCAACAAACAAUUAAAUAUAUAUAUACAUAUAUGAACAAGAACACCGAUUUAUUCUCAAUUCGUGACCGAGUUUUCGAUCGGUCGUUCCUCAACCUGGCCCUGGUGGUGGGACCUUUUAAUUGAAGACAACAAAUCAAAGAUAACAAAAUAUAAGAAAUUAAUAAAUGGAAGAAAAGAAAGAAGAUAACGAAGAAAAUAUGAAUAAUCUGUGAUCGGGGCAAUGUUUUCAUAAUUUUCAACUAAUAGGAGCCAGUUUGUAAAACAGAAGCAUUUAUUUGCUAUAGUUGUUUGUAAAGAAGAAAGAAAAAAAGAACGAAUCGAGGUUACUAAGUACCGGUUACACUGUUGUAUUAAGUUAAAUUGAGGCUUCUUGACCUGAUAAUAGAAACUAGUAAACUUACAAAUCCGGGUUUUAAAUAAAUCUUACAAUUAGGUAUUGGUUUCUGAUCAAUUCUAUCCUACUGUAUGUAUUCUAAUGACUAAUGAAAUAAUACUUGGAUGAACAAUUGAUUAAAGACAGCAAAAUUAUUUGACAGA